GCGAAGAAUCUGAAUAUGAAUCAAGUAGUGAUGAUGAGUAUGAAAACAAAGAGCUAGAAGAUCGAGAUUGGUAUCCUCGAGCCCUCGAUACUUAUAUUAAUGCCCCCACUGAUCUUACACCACC
This is a messenger RNA of Dentiscutata erythropus, 124 nucleotides long. The record is from the annotation of a GenBank genome assembly. Lineage: Eukaryota; Fungi; Glomeromycota; Glomeromycetes; Diversisporales; Gigasporaceae.